This is a messenger RNA of Onychostoma macrolepis, 3015 nucleotides long. RefSeq names its product dolichyldiphosphatase 1 (gene dolpp1). Lineage: Eukaryota; Metazoa; Chordata; Actinopteri; Cypriniformes; Cyprinidae. The transcript has 8 exons. Gene Ontology annotation, molecular function: dolichyldiphosphatase activity. The coding region runs from base 104 to 820 and encodes 238 amino acids. The record is from RefSeq and is a predicted model, not a curated record. Gene Ontology annotation, cellular component: intracellular membrane-bounded organelle; endoplasmic reticulum membrane. Gene Ontology annotation, biological process: protein N-linked glycosylation; lipid biosynthetic process.
AUGGCCGCCGCGUCGUAGCAGCGUCCGGCGAAGCUGAUUGGUCGAACGCGUCAGGGCGUUUCAUUUUAAUUGGUCGACGACCGAUGCCCGGUGUCCGGGUAAGAUGGCGUCGGAAGAGCAGUGCUCGGCACCACCUCGAUGGCGGUCGAUAUCCUUAACCCACGUAGAGUAUCCGGCUGGUGAUCUGACGGGGCAGGUAUUGGCCUGCAUGAGCCUGUUGCCCAUCGCGAUCCUCGUCGGAUUCGUCACUCUGAUCGUCUUUAAGCGAGAGCUACAUACGAUCUCUUUUUUUGGGGGUUUGAUCAUGAAUGAGGGGUUAAACUGGCUGCUCAAACACAUUCUACAGGAGCCUCGGCCACGUGGAGGAGGUCACACCUCAGUCACCACAGAGUACGGGAUGCCUUCCAGUCACUCUCAGUUCAUCUGGUUUUUUGUUGUAUACUUUUUUCUUUUUCUUUAUUUAAGAAUGCAUCAGACGAACAAUGCCAGGUGUGUUGAACUGUUAUGGCGGCAUAUACUGUCCGUCAUUCUACUGGCCGUGGCUCUGUCCAUUUCAUACAGCAGAGUCUACCUCCUGUACCACACCUGGAGUCAGGUGAUUUAUGGGGGUGUGGCUGGGAUGGUGAUGGGAGUGGUUUGGUUUUUUAUCACCCAAGAGGUGCUAACGCCACUCUUUCCCAAGAUAGCAGCCUGGCCAAUCUCAGAGUUUUUUCUGGUGAGAGAUACAAGUCUCAUUCCCAACAUCCUGUGGUUUGAAUACACCGUAACCAGAUCAGAAGCCAGAAACAGACAACGAAAGCUGGGAACGAAGCUUCAGUGAAAACUGACAGAAAGGACCACACACACACACACACACACACACACACACACACACACACACACACACACACACACACACACUGGAGUUUCAUAGUCUGGACUGUUCUGGUUGAUGUGAACGCGCUGAACAGUGUACUUGUGGACCAAAGGAGCGAGUUUGUAUCGCAGACCGUUAUCACAUGACCCAACCGUUCGCACGACAACAUGGCCUUCUCCUCCCCCCGUCCUUAGGCUGCCCCUGCGCUCCUAAUGCAUGCGGACCGUGCAAGAGAAAAAACCUAUUUAAUGACAAAUGUAAUAUAUAUUUUAUUCAUUACCAUUCACAGGGAAGAUCGGCGUGAAGUGGUGGAAGUGAAUGAAAGAAAGUUUUACGACGCGACAAACUUAUCAGCAUGGCAUUACUUUUAUUUAAACGACGCGUUAAAGGACCAGGGACAGGAAUGCUGGGUAAUAAACACAGGAGAGGAGGAGGAGGGGAGGAAUGCAGACACAAAUGCAACACGGAUGAGGGUGGGGGGAUGAAAAUUGCUUUUGCUCGUUUGUAUAUCUUAAAAGACACACAUACUCAUCGCAAAAUAUGUCCAGGUCACAUUUCACCCCAAAAUAAUGAAAAUGAAAUGUAAGCCUAUUUUUAGGGCAUUUUUGUUUGCAUUUGUGACAUUUUCAUGAGGGGUAAGAAUGUUAUUUUCAAUUUCUCAUUAACGUCAUGUGUCCAGACAUUGUUUUUUUUUGUCAUGAAAAUUGUUACCAUGUAAAAACUCUUAAUGGUUUCACUUUCUUUUGGCAAAAUAUUUAUUUUUCAAUUUUGAGGUGAAACACGAGGUGAUUCUGCGACGGAAUUGGGAGGAAAAAAAAAUGCAAAUUUUUAUCAUUCUGACUUUUUUUUUUCUAAGAAUUGCAUGUUUACAUCUCACAGUUCAGACUUUUUUGUACAAAUGAUUAAAUUGAGUUUAUACCUCGCAAUUUUGCCUUUUUUUUUUUUUUUUUUUGUUACUUGAAAUCUUAGAGCCCUGACUUUUUUUCUAAGAAUUGCAAGUUUAUAUCUGACAACUCAAGUUUACAUCAGACAGUUCUCCCUCUUUUCUUGCAUCUCUGACUUUUUCGUUUUGCAAGGAAACUGAAAAAGGAAUUGCAAGGAAAAAGUUGGAAAUACCAUUUUAUUUGUUUUGUUCUGUGGCGGAAACGGGCUUCUGUAGAAACGUGACCCUGGCAUGUUCUUGACAGGUUAUUCACCUUAGAUUCCUGUUAAAACAUGUAAUGUAAACUAAAAUAAUUUGCACUUUGUGAAUUUGACUUUUAAACAAAUCUCAUUAACACUAUUUUUUUUUUUUUUUUUUUAAAUAGUUUUUGUCUUUGCUGGCCCUUUUUGUUUUAAAGUUUGUCCACUGUCAGUCUGUCCGCCCCCCCCCCCCCCCCCCAGGUUAAUUUUUGCAUUUGAAUGUCUCGAGCAUGAAGGCAUUGCAGAACAUGGUGUUGUUACAACUAGUUCCAGAUUUGUUUGUCUGAAGUGGUGCUGGGAACAAAAUUAGGUCAUGGGAACAAAUUUAGUGCCUGUUAUUAGUCAAAAUGAUGUUGCACUUUUGUUUCAACCCCAUUUGCAUUGUUAUGUUAGACUUGUGAUCUGAUAACACAUUUUUCAGAUUUAUUGGGCUUUAAGUCAGCUGAUGGCUCCACUGCACAAUGUUUGUUUCCAUGUGCACAUGACAUGCAGAAAUAAUUAAAACAUCAUUCCUUUUUUUUUUUAUUAAUACUAAUCAACAUCUCAAAAGAUGCCGUUCUGACAGGAAAAAUAAUGCUCAGCUUUUUAUAUUAACAUUUAUUGUAUUUCUCUUUUUUUUUUUUUUUUCUAUUUCUGACCCGUUUGAUGUGUGCAGGAUGUCGGUUUUCACACCUGACCUCACUGCUCUGGUUUUCCCCAUAAUACCACUUUUGAGUAUUUAAGGACGCCUUUGCUACUGCUGCAACAUGAUUACAUGACAAAUGGUAAUACGAAAAGGACAAAAAAAAUAAUCAGAACCCAAACCUCAGGUGAACUCUAGCAUGUACCGAGGCGUUCUUUUAGGAUGAUGUAGAAACUGUCUGUGACGGGUGUUUAUAUAAAGGGAAGGGAGGUUAUUACAUAACUCGAAGAUGAUCCUCUCUUUUAUCAUGUGUAAUUCAUAUCAGGCUGAAUAAAAAACAAAACAUGUUUAUGUA